Molecule: messenger RNA, 1681 nt
Organism: Brassica oleracea var. oleracea
Lineage: Eukaryota; Viridiplantae; Streptophyta; Magnoliopsida; Brassicales; Brassicaceae
Product: serine/threonine-protein kinase At3g07070-like
Exons: 6
Coding region: 374-1681 (435 amino acids)
Biological process (GO): protein phosphorylation
Molecular function (GO): ATP binding; protein kinase activity
Source: RefSeq, a predicted model, not a curated record
UUGUCUAUAUUAAGAAAAAAUCAGCUGCCUAAACCUGAAGAAAAAAUCCAGUUUUCUCCCUCCAAUUUUAUCGCAGACUCUUCCUCGCUUCGGAUCUUGACGGUUUGGUGUUGAUUUUAACUUUCUUGAGCUAGGUUUUGUUAGAUCUUGACGUUAAAUAAGAUGAAAAAAAAGGGAACCCUUAAGGGUUUCUUGGGAUAGAGGCAACCAUUGUUUAUGAAUGAGAUUAUAAGUGCAGGCAUUUAUUGAACAAAAAUAGAGUGUUACAUUCCUAUGUCAUAAUUGAUCUACAAGAAGAAGAAAAAAAAAAGAAAAAAAGAGAGAUCAAAUUUUUCUAGAGAAAGGGUUUCUUCUUAAGGGAACUAGAGAAGAAAUGAAUUGUUUUUCAUGUUUAUAUUUCCAUGAAAAGAAAAAAGCUCCCAAAGAUUCAGAUAACACCCGUCGGAGAAAUGGUGAGUUGACCGGUAGAGACAACAACAAAACACACCCUGAGAAUCCAAAGCUUAAUAAGACUGGAAAUGAGCAGAACAAGAACGAUGAUGCAAACAAAGAAGUGACAAACAACAUUGCUGCGAAAACAUUCACCUUCAGGGAGCUAGCUACUGCGACCAAGAAUUUCAGACAAGAAUGUCUGAUCGGUGAAGGCGGUUUUGGAAGGGUUUACAAGGGAAAAAUCGAAAAAUGUGACAAGAUUGUGGCAGUGAAGCAGUUAGAUAGAAAUGGGCAGCAAGGGAACAAAGAAUUCAUAGUAGAAGUCUUGAUGUUAAGUCUUUUACAUCACAAGCAUCUCGUGAAUCUCAUUGGGUAUUGCGCUGAUGGAGAUCAAAGACUUCUUGUCUAUGAGUACAUGUCUCGUGGUUCACUUGAAGAUCAUCUCCUCGAUCUAACACCGGGCCAAGUACCGUUGGAUUGGGACACAAGGAUUAGAAUUGCGCUAGGAGCAGCCAUGGGUCUUGAAUACUUGCACGACAAGGCAGAUCCUCCGGUGAUCUACAGAGAUCUCAAGGCAUCUAACAUCCUUUUGGACAAUGACUUCAACGCCAAGCUAUCAGAUUUUGGACUAGCAAAGCUAGGUCCUGUAGGAGACAAACAACAUGUGUCCUCCAGAGUUAUGGGAACUUAUGGGUACUGUGCUCCAGAGUAUCAACGAACCGGUCAGCUAACCAUUAAAUCUGAUGUUUAUAGUUUUGGAGUUGUGUUGUUGGAGUUGAUAACUGGACGAAGAGUUAUUGAUACGACUAGACCUAAAGAUGAACAUAAUCUAGUUACUUGGGCACAACCUGUGUUCAAAGAACCAAGUAGGUUCCCGGAACUAGCUGAUCCAAGUCUAGAGGGAGUGUUCCCGGAGAAAGCUCUUAACCAAGCCGUAGCGGUAGCAGCAAUGUGUUUACAGGAAGAGGAAACGUUACGGCCACUCAUAAGCGACGUUGUAACCGCUCUAGGUUUCUUGGGAACCGCUCCUGAUGGCACUAUAGCAGUUCCACGUUACGACGAAGUUCGUCCUCCUCAGCCGUCGGGUGAAACCUCCGGUGAGGAUUCUAUGGCGCCGAAGGAACGGGAAAGAGCCGUGGCUGAGGCAAUGGAGUGGGGAGUUGCUUCGAGAGCAAAUUCUCGGAACACAAGUGCAGGACAUUCUCUAAACCCCAGUGCAGCACAUUCUCGGAACCCUAGUGCUUCUUGA